Cyphellophora attinorum is the source of this 1899-nucleotide messenger RNA. RefSeq names its product putative tRNA pseudouridine synthase C25B8.05. Gene Ontology annotation, biological process: tRNA pseudouridine synthesis; mRNA pseudouridine synthesis. Gene Ontology annotation, molecular function: pseudouridine synthase activity; RNA binding. The record is from RefSeq and is a predicted model, not a curated record. Gene Ontology annotation, cellular component: cytoplasm; nucleus. NCBI's taxonomy places the organism in Eukaryota, Fungi, Ascomycota, Eurotiomycetes, Chaetothyriales, Cyphellophoraceae. The coding region runs from base 1 to 1899 and encodes 632 amino acids. The transcript has a single exon.
AUGUCAAAAGCCUCCGACACCGCGGCUGCGAAGGCGCCCGAAUUAUCUAUCGCCCCUUCGCCAGCCGACUACGCCUCCCUUUCCCCUUCAGACCUAAUCGCCCGCAUCCACUCUCUCGAAUCCCAACUCGCCGCCCUCCGAUCCUCUUCCGCUGCUCGCCCUGCCUCUCCAAGCCCGUCUCCCCGUCCAUCCAAGAAGAGGACUCCCAAACCCUUCAACCCCUCGCUCCACAGCACCCGGCCCAUCGCGCUCAAAUUCUCGUACAUCGGCCAGCACUACAACGGCUACGAGCACGCCAACGGCACUGUCACGCCCAAACCCACCAUUGAGGAGGUGCUCUGGCUGGCGUUGCGGAAGGCUAGACUUAUAAGUCCGGUGCUCGGCGAGGGCGCAGAUCAGGGAGUCGAUGUGGUUUGGGGUGAGGAGGUGCGAAGGGCUCGGUGGCGGAGUGCGGAGGAGGGGGCUGCAGGAGAGGGAAAGAUGAGGCUGGAGGUGAAUUGGGAUGGGUGUGGGUAUAGUAAGGCCGGGAGGACGGAUCGCGGAGUGAGUGCAUUCGGGCAGGUUAUUGGGGUGAGGGUGCGGAGUAAGCGGAAAGUCGCGCCGGUGAGGUUAGAGAAGAGAGAAGGGGAAGAAGUGGUGGCGGGCUCACGCAAGAGAAAUGGAGAUGGCGAGGGUGGAAAUGGUGGUACAGAGGAACUUUCUACACAAAGUAAUGAUGAUCCCACUGUUUCCUCCUCGCCUGCUCUUGCUCCUUCUGAUCCACCCCCUCCUCCUCCUGAUGCUCCACACGGUCAACACCAAGCUUUGGACAUUUUCGACCCGAUAGCUGACGAGCUCCCCUACAUCUCCAUCCUCAAUGCCAUCCUCCCGCCCUCAAUCCGCAUCCUCGCAUGGUGCCCCAACCCACCUCCCGACUUCGACGCCCGCUUCUCCUGCCAGGAACGACAAUACAAAUACUUCUUCACCAAUCCAGCCUUUCUGCCCACGCCUGGACCAAUAGGCAUGCGGAGGGCAGACGGCCAGCCGGCGUUGGUGAGAGAAGGGUGGCUGGAUUUUGAGGCGAUGCGGCUAGCGGCGAAGAAGCUGAUGGGCUUGCAUGAUUAUCGGAACUUUUGCAAGCUGGAUGCCAGUAAGCAGAUGAAGGAUUGUGUGAGGAGGAUUAAUUGGGCGGAUGUCGAGGAGUGGAAGGGGGCGGGGAAGGAGGUGGUGAGGGGUGCGGCGUUGAGUAUCGAUGGGACCGAUCAGGGCACGAAGGAGGUAGUUGGUGUGUCGGGACCCAAGGUCUACUGCUUCUCUGUCCAUGGCAGCGCAUUCUUGUGGCAUCAGGUCAGGUGCAUGGUCGCCAUUCUGUUCCUGGUCGGGCAUGGAUUGGAGCAGCCGGGUAUAGUUGACGAAUUGCUCAAUAUCGACAAGAAUCCGGGGAAGCCAGUGUAUGAGAUGGCAGAUGAUGGGCCGCUGGUCUUGUGGGACUGCGUAUACGACAAGCCCGACCAGGACGACAGUAGCAAGCUGAACUGGAUCUAUGCUGGUGACGCGGCCACGAUACCUUCUCUGACGACCAAGAAUGACGGCAAAUUCGGUCUCGGAGGACUUGCUGACACAUUGUGGACGCAAUGGCGCAAGACGAAGCUGGAAGAAACUGUGACGGCUGGUCUCUUGGAUCUGGCUUUAAGGCAAGGCGAUGGCUCGGCACUCGAGCGUGGUGGUUUCCGUGAGCCUGCAUCUUCACAGCGAAGUGCGAAGGUAUUCGACGGCGGAGAUAAUGCUCGGAUUGUGGGUAAAUACACUCCCGUGAUGAAGAAGGCCAGGACCGAGAGUCUCGAAGCACAGAAUGCCAAGUAUCUGGCUGGUCGUGGGGCUCGAAGAGCAGACAGGACACCGGCUUCUGGCGACGACUGA